UGAUUGUAGCUUUGUUGAUUGUUUACAAGUCACAAUGGGGAGACUGGAAGACCCAGUCAGGACUGAACACUUCAUCACCGAAAGAAUGAACAAAAAGAAUAUGUACAAUGUGUGCAUUGCAAUGUGACGCUAACCUUCUCCAAUGUGCAUCAGCUAAGAGUGCACCUCGCUGGCGAGAGUUAUUCCUCAAGCAAAGGUAUCAAGACGGGUAUGAAGAAAAUCAUCGCAGAAAAGGCGGCAGCGAGGUUCGCCGAACAGGAGAAGUCGGCGCUUCUGAAAAGGAAGCAGUCCACCUUAGAUGGAGGUGGCUCAGGAAGUUUUCAGUCGCAGGCUAUAGCAGAAGCAAAUGAUGCUCUGUCUGCUUUGGUCUAUGCUGGUAUAAUUGACGCCAAUGCACUACGUUUAGACCUCUUCAAGAGAGCGAUUAUUGCGACAUCCAGAGUUGGCCCUAACUAUCGGAUCCCAUCCCCCAAUUUAGUACUGGGAACACGUCUGGUGAAUACUAUUGUCAGAAUUCGAUCUUCCGUGUAUACAAUGAUCGAUAAAGUAAUAAAGGCGAUACUAAUGCCUUAGAAUAAAUAAACGCGUAGGUAAAUUCUAAGUAUCGUGUAAAUAUCGAUAUAAAUAAACGAAAUGAGACGUUUAAUAAAGUUAGGUUUGCCUCGUGAAAACAGC
Sphaeroforma arctica JP610 is the source of this 675-nucleotide messenger RNA. RefSeq lists its product as hypothetical. NCBI's taxonomy places the organism in Eukaryota, Ichthyosporea, Ichthyophonida. The record is from RefSeq and is a predicted model, not a curated record. The coding region runs from base 211 to 573 and encodes 120 amino acids. The transcript has a single exon.